AUGUCAAAUGAGGGAACUUCAUCUUCAGAUCUCAGACAGGAGAUACUGGGGAAUCAGAAAAAGAAGAAAAAGCGCAAGAAAAAGUCGCCGAGUCCGAUGAUUGACAUGGCGGAUCUCGAUUCAAUCCUCGGAAUCAACGAGCGUCUUCCUUUCUAUGACACUCCUGCUCCCAAACCAGCAAAACCGAAACGCGCAGAAGAAUCUCCAAAACCGAAAAAGCCCAAACCAUCAACAUCACUAACUCCAAAGAAGAAAAAAGUCAAACCUUCAUUCACACCCGAUAUGAAGAAGAAGCUAAAAGCUGAAAAGAAGGUGAAGAAAGAAAAGGAGCGCGAAUCAAAGAAGCAUCGAAUAUCAUCGAAAAGAAAAUCGUCCGAAUCUUCGAAUGCUCCUUCGGAAGCUGAAAAUGACCCACCGAAGAAGAAAAAGAAGGAGCUUCGGAAAAUCGAUGAAAUUGAGGAAGAUUCUAAAAUUGACUUGCCCGAUCGUGAAAUUUCUAAAAAGCAUCAACCUGAUGUUUCUACGACAGAUUCUUCAAAUAAAAAAAGCGAAGAUAAAGAUUCCGAGCCGGAUGAUUUUUGGAAAGAAUACCUAGUGAAUCCUCAUUCUGAAGAGUCUGAAUCAAGUUCUAAAACUACUGAUAAAGCUGUAGAAAACAGUGCCAAAAGCGAGACUCCGAAAAAGAAACCAAAGGGGAAGCGACGUGGCAAAUCAGUUAAGGAAGAAAGGCUCGAAAAAGAGAAAAUUCGAGCUGAAAAAGAAGAGCAGGAGAAGAUACGAAAGGAAGAAGAAAAAAGGCUCGAAAUAGAGAAGCAAGAACGGCAGCAAAAAGAAGUGGAAAAACGCCGAAAGAUGGAGGAAGAAAAACGAUUGAAAGAGAUAGAAAAGAAGCGUCAAGAUGAGGAACUUCUCGCCAAAAAGAAAGCGAAAGAAGAAAAAGAGAGAUUAAAAGUUCUUGCUGAAAUCAAAGAACUCUUGCCACAGGUCCAGAAAAAGCCCUUCAAGCCAGACCUUUCAGUGAAAUAUCCGCCUUGUGCGAGAGAGGACGACAAAGAAGAUCCUUCAGAAGUGUCCGACAACUCCUCUGCUUCAAAUGCUCUUCCGUCAGCCGAUCUAGAGAAGAUCGACGAUGAUCUAGCUACGAAGAAGAAGAUCGUUUCAGAGAAAAAGAUCAUUCAACCAAGAAUCAUUCAAGAUGCAAUCAUCUCUAGCGUCAACUCUCUCGUUAAAAUAACCAAGUCUUCGUCGUCUUCUAGAGAUUCUGUUAAUACUAGUAUCGAUGAUGCGAGCAAGAAGUCCUCUCUGUCUUCACAAAAUGAAGAGAGUCAGUCAAUGCCAUCGCUGGAAGCUGUUACUGAAGAUGACAUUGAGUUGGGUCCUGAGGAAGAUAUCUCUCGAAACCCACAGGAUUCUCCAGUAGAAGAAUCGAUGCAAAUUGAUAAUAAGCUGGGAGAUUGUUCUGAAACUCAAACUGUGGUAUCAGAAUCUUCGCCUGCUGACCAGAAGGAUAGUGAAUCGAAGAAGCAUCGAAUAUCAUCGAAAAGAAAAUCAUCAGAAUCUUCAUAUGCUCCUUCGGAAUCUGUCGCUGCUGACCAGCCUUCUUCUUCUCCUGAAAGCCUGUCUGACAGACUUGAACAGCCGAAAAUUCCUAAUGGAAAUCCUGAACCUUCUACCACUUCUUUAUGCGCUGAGAAAACUCCUAUUGUUCGAAAGAAAAAGCUGACCGAAGAAGAAGUUGAAAAACUCAUGGAUGCGGUAGAAACAGAUGAAGAGAAAGACCAAAUUUGGAAAGAUUUUCUAAUGCAAGAUUCUCUAGACAAACUGGCUCAAGAGCAAAACACUUCAAUCGCCGAGCAAACCGAAGAACCGGCUUCCACGACAGAGAAAGUCGCUUCAGAAACGCUAGAGAUUGAGCGAAAACUCGCGUCUUUGGAAACGGAAGAAGAGAAAGACCUUGCGUGGAAGGAGUAUUUGAUGAAAGACGCAAUCGAAGCCAAUGAUGAUAAGAACGACUGCCCUUCUGGUGGAAGUAACCCAACGCAAGUUGAAAGCCUCCCGACAAGUUCAAGCUCUGAAAACCCCCCUUGUACAUUAACCAAUACGACCGAGAAAUACGACCCUACUGAACCAACUACCGAUGACACUGCUGCUCUAGAAGAAACGGAUAACAUGCCACUUACUUCAUUAAUCGAGGCAAUUGAAACCAAUAAGCCCAAGCUGACACAAAAGAAACAAAAUGCCCCUAUCGUAGAAUUAAAUAAGAAACUGACCGAGGACUUGGAAAAUGAUGGUCACGAUAUUGACGAGAUUGAUUUCAAUAAACCUGAAACCUUCGCCAAAAAGCCUGCUCCCGAAGCUGUUGCUCAGAAAACUGCUCCUGCGACAAAGAAAAAGCACCAGCAGCCAAGGCAUCUCCAGCCACUCCUGCCAGAGCAAAAGCUCCUCCAAAAUCAGUUCCUGCUACUCCAACGAUUGACCGACGAGAACGACCAAGACGACGCCGAUGCGAUCGAAAUCGGGUUUACUGAUGAUCUGGUUGAAGAGAACUCUGCGAAGCUCUUCUUCAUAGGCCUGAAGGAUAUCAGAAAUCAAGCGAUCCGCGGUGAGCUUGAGAAGUUUGGAAAUGUCGGAGAUGUGGUCGAGUUUCAGCGACACAAAGUUGAUUUGGGAACUUUUAUUGAGGAAGUCGCCUGUGUCAAAGUCGCAUCAGCCGAGAAUGCUACGGCGAUCAUGAAGCGAUUCAACAACCGGAAGAUUCUUGAAUCGAAGAAUAAAGUUGUCAUCAAGCAAGUUAUCAACUUCCCUUCCAAGGCGGAGAUGAAAAAACUUGUGAAAGCGGCUGUUGACGACCGCACUAAGCAGAUGAUCAAUGAAGCCAAAAAGCGCUUCUACGACUUGGAGAAGGACUUUGCUCGAGAAAAGAGAUCAUUAGAGGAAGCGGCUAGAGCGCUUUCAAGCGCAGAAAGCGAGAUUUCUACGUAUCGAAAGAAACAGUCGAUGCACGAGAAAAAUGCCGAGCGUUCGAAGAAACAAGCUCGAGUGCUUGAGGAUGAUUUGAAAAAAGAACGGGAUGUUCUUGAAUCCGUUCGAAAGUCGGCGGAGGUCCAGCGCAAGGAAUGCAAGAAAAUCUCCGAUGAAGUUAGGGAGACUGAAGCGGAGCUGCGAAAAGUUGAAAAUGAAAUCGCGAAAAUCCGAGCCCGAACUGGCCAACUUCGCGAGAUCAAAAAGCAACGAUCUCGUCCUCAAGCCUACGUCUCUCCCGUUGAGCCGAUCUCGAAGACGAUCUACAACGAUCCAGUCAACCCAACGAUGCCUUCUCGAAGUGCACCAAGAUCAACUCGGGACGACGGAUGGCGGAAUGAUGGUGGCUGGAUCGAAGACGACGUUUAUGCGUCUAAAUACGCGAAUGAAAGACUAGGCGGCCAGUCGAGCUACUACUCUGCUGGCGAAAGUGAACUCGACAAGAUCCGUCGGGAGCGAGAAGAGCUCGCCAGGCAAAGCGAAGAGCUUCGACGACAGCGAGACCAGGACGAAUAUCAUGUUCGUCAAAUGGAAGAAGAAGAACGGGCGCUUGAGGAGGAACGACGCCAAAUUGAAGAGAUGCGCCGAGAGAAUGAGCGCAUUCAAAGAGAAGUGGAAGAAGAGAAGCGAAGACAGGUAGAAGAGGAGGCGAAAUACGAACAAGAGCGACUUGCUGAGGAACGACGUCGUCAGAUCGAGCAAGAGCGACAAGCGGAGGAGCGAAAGCGACGCGAACUGGAGGAAAUGCGAAACCGUGAGCGCGUAAAAAUUCUUGAAGAAAAGAAGCGACUUGAAGAGGAGCAGCGAAAGUGGGCUCAAGAAAAGGCAGCCGCAGCUGCUGCUCGAGAACGCCUUCAAAAUCAGCGCUCGAGUUUGGGUGGUUCUGGCCAGCAUGUCGCCGGACCACCGCCACGUCAAGAGUUGCGACGAGGGAUGCGUCAAGAGGAGCAGCGGCAACAUCAAAGAGGUGGAGAUUCAGGAGCGAACUCCUGGGAAGAGACUCGAGAGCGCAUGCGUCGUGAACGAGAUGAAGCUGCUCGCAAACGACCUGGUAUGCCAGCCAGAAGCUACGGGCCACCUCCUACUCGUCCUCGAAACGAUGACGUUAUUGUCCUGGACGAUGAUUCUCCUCCCCAUCGUGGGCGAGGAGGUCAUCCACCAGUGUACACUGCUCCGCCGCCCGUUCGCAGCUACAAUGAUCCACGACGUGUUCCUAAUUAUCCACCGCCUUCUCGAACACCGCCCCAACCUCACUCUUACGCGCCACCAACCGUGCCACCACCAACUACUGGACGAAGCUGGCCAUUCAAUCGCCGAUAA
Messenger RNA from Oikopleura dioica, 4341 nucleotides. Lineage: Eukaryota; Metazoa; Chordata; Appendicularia; Copelata; Oikopleuridae. The record is from the annotation of a GenBank genome assembly.